This is a messenger RNA of Gossypium arboreum, 480 nucleotides long. RefSeq lists its product as uncharacterized. Lineage: Eukaryota; Viridiplantae; Streptophyta; Magnoliopsida; Malvales; Malvaceae. Bases 1 to 480 code for a protein of 159 amino acids. The transcript is spliced from 2 exons. The record is from RefSeq and is a predicted model, not a curated record.
AUGCAUCCUGGUGGGAACAAGAUGUAUCAGGAUCUUCAAGUUUUUUACUGGUGGCCAUGGUUGAAGAAGGACGUAGUUGCUUUUAUUGCUGAGAGCGACAUUUAUCAUUGGCUGAGUUUGCGUACAAAAACAGUUAUUAGAGGAGUAUUCAGAUGGCUUCGUUUGAGGCACUUUAUGGUAGGAAGUGUAGGACUCCACUUUGUUGGUUUGACAUGGAGGAAAAGAGGAAUUUGGGUCCAGAUUUGGUUUGUGAAGCAUAAGGCAAAACUUAUCUGUGAGUCGUUGAAGGUUGCUUCAAACAGGCAUAGAUCUUAUGCUUGCUUGAGACGUCAAGAUACUGAAUAUCAAGUUGAUGAUAAAGUGUUUCUGAAGGUCUCACCUUGGAAGAAGGUUUUGAGUUUUGGGCGGAAGGGUAAGCUUAGUUUGAGGUUCAUUGGCCCUUAUGAGUUGAUUGAGCGGAUUGGACCUGUAACAGCCUGA